Adelges cooleyi (spruce gall adelgid) is the source of this 1756-nucleotide messenger RNA. RefSeq names its product tachykinin-like peptides receptor 86C (gene TkR86C). Gene Ontology annotation, biological process: G protein-coupled receptor signaling pathway. Gene Ontology annotation, cellular component: plasma membrane. The record is from RefSeq and is a predicted model, not a curated record. The transcript is spliced from 10 exons. Lineage: Eukaryota; Metazoa; Arthropoda; Insecta; Hemiptera; Adelgidae. The coding region runs from base 145 to 1524 and encodes 459 amino acids. Gene Ontology annotation, molecular function: tachykinin receptor activity.
CGGCGUUCGGUUAAGUCUCCUGUCGCGUCCGUAAAAUAGUUCGCUGAAAUCGCGUUACGAAACAUUGGAAUAACCACAAUAACUAUUUGUCCUUCUAAAAGGUAUUGAGCUGGAAAUAAUUUCUUCAACUUAUUUUUUCCAGUAAUGUCUGCGAUGGAAGACCAGGUUGGCGAAGUACUGCUAAGAAACUGUACGAUUAUGGUACUUUCAACAGAGUUUGGACAUUCCACUGCAGAACUGGAGUCGUCCAAUUCUACCUUAUUGUUAGGCAUGCUCGGAACUAUGUUGAACACCGCCGGGCUGACCAUGCCUAAGAAGACCAUAGCCAGAGAUCGACUGCACGAUUGCGUGUACCCUGUGACAGAGCCAUCGCACAACAUCAGUUGGUGGCAUAAACUCACUUGGGUGACUUUAUUCAUAGCCAUGUUGAUAGUGGCCAUUGUGGGCAAUUUGAUCGUCAUAUGGAUUGUUCUAGCCCACAGAAGAAUGCGAACGGUGACUAAUUGUUACAUGGUCAGUUUGAGUCUUUCAGAUUUAUUCAUGGCAGCACUCAACUGCUUACCCAAUUUUAUCUAUAUGCUCAACUCGGAUUGGGCAUUUGGCCUUGAGCUAUGCAUGGCAUCUAAUUUCAUUGCAUAUUGGACAGUCGCGUCCUCAGUAUUCACAUUGGUCGCCAUUACCCUUAAUAGGUAUAUGGCUAUUGUCCAUCCGCUCCGACAUAGAAGAUCACGAACCAGGACACAGACCGUUCUUAUACUCAUAUGGGUUAUCAGUGUAUUUUUAGCAAUGCCCUGUAUUCUGUAUUCCAAUAUCAAAACCAAAAGAUACACAAAUGGUGAACUACGUAGAGCGUGCUACAUGCUCUGGCCGGACGGCAGGUAUCCCCAUUCUAAAACUGAAUACAUAUACAACAUACUGUUCCUCUGCGUCACUUACAUUAUACCACUUCUUGUGAUGUUCGUGUGCUAUACGAUCAUGGGCCGAGAAUUAUGGGGUAGCAAAACUAUAGGACAGAUGACUCAAAGGCACGUCGAGUCCAUCAAGUCGAAACGGAAAGUUGUAAGAAUGUUCGGAGUGGUAGUCUUAAUUUUCAUGUUCUGUUGGUUACCUUAUCAUUCCUACUUUGUAUACGCCUACCACAACAAAGAAAUAGUCAGCAAAGCCUACGUUCAAGAUCUGUUUUUGGCUUUCUAUUGGUUGGCCAUGUCAAACUCCAUGGUAAAUCCAAUAAUUUACUACUGGAUGAAUCCUAGGUUCAGAACAUAUUUCAAAGUAGCUUUAUGUUAUUGCGGAGGCAUGAGGAAGUGCAAACAAAGUUCUGUUGACCUGAAUGUUAUAAGAAUGAACGGAGACACGUCGCAUUACUAUUUGACUCGGUCCAAAUCAGUGGAACGGUUAACCAGGUCCAGCAUCACUGGGAGCCCAACGCUUACCGCGACAACCAGAAACUCAAGUAUUAUGUCUAUCCAGAGGCUUCAGCGAACUAGGACACUGUCAACCGAAGACGCUAGGACAUCAAUGUAAACAUCAAACCGAAAAAACUGAAGCAGAAAACAUAACACGUGGGAGACACCAAAAAUUGAAGAAUCUUUCUACAACCAUGCUUAUCUUAUCGUUGAUGAAACUAUUAUGAAUGAGAACAGACCGCUGCAUCUGCUAUUAUUGAUAAUACGGUGACGAUAAUAUCCAUUUCUGAAAUGGAUCCAUGUAACUAGAAUCUGUGUAAAUACCUGCACAUAAGUACAAACAAAAAUAU